Lactuca virosa is the source of this 1073-nucleotide messenger RNA. The record is from the annotation of a GenBank genome assembly. NCBI's taxonomy places the organism in Eukaryota, Viridiplantae, Streptophyta, Magnoliopsida, Asterales, Asteraceae.
CAUGAUCAUAUUUGCAGUUUUCGUCUAAAUUCAUUAUAACCAAGGUCUCCAAGAACGAUUAUCUCCAAGUCCUGGCAGAAGUAUUUCGUUUCCAUGUCUGUUGAGAUCAAACUCUCUCGAUCGAAUCGAACCUACCGUCCCCAUGAACCGCUUCAGGGAAAAAUCAUCACCAAAUUUCCCUCAUCAGUCUCUCACCGUGGAAUCCACUUAACCGUCAAUGGUUCUGUCAAUUUGCAGGUUCGUGGUGGUUCUGCUGGACUCAUUGAAUCACUUUACGGUGUUCUGAAGCCUAUUCGAAUACUGAAGAAGAGCAUUGAGGUUGAACCAUGUGGGAAGAUUAGUGCAGGCACAACACAGAUACCAUUUUCUAUUAUUCUCAAACAUAAAGAAGAGGAUACCAAAUUCUAUGAAACUUUUCAUGGAGCAAACAUUAACAUCCAGUAUCUGCUAACUGUAGAUGUUGUGAGAGGAUACCUACAUAAAUCAUUGUCUGCUACAGUGGAGUUCAUAAUCGAAAGUGAAUUAGGCGGUCUCUCAGAGAAACCAGUCUCUCCUGAAAUGGUCUUCUUUUAUAUCACUCAAGACACACAACGGCACUCUUUGCUUCAUGAACUGAAAUCAGGUGGUUUCAAGGUAUCUGGUAGAAUUUGCACUCAGUGCCUUGUAGGUGAUCCUUUAGUGGGAGAGGUAACAGUUGAAGCAUCUGCAGUCCCUAUCUACUCCAUUGACAUCCACUUGCUUCGUGUCGAGUCGAUUAUGGUGGGGGAAAAGAUAGCCACAGAAACAUCUGUACUUCAGACUACUCAGAUAGCAGAUGGAGAUGUUUGCCCAAGUAUCUGUCUGCCUAUUUAUGUCAUACUUCCCCGGCUUUUGACAUGUCCAACCGUGUUUGCUGGACCCUUUUCAGUGGAGUUUAAAGUUACCAUCGUUGUUACAUUUCAGACAGAAUUGUACAAUGUGCAGCCAAAAUCUGAUCCCCGAGCUUUUAGAAAAUGGGUUGCAAUGGAAAGUCUUCCUCUGGAGUUGGUUCAAUCUCAGUGAUCUUUUGUGUUUGAAUGUGUGUCUGAAUUGUC